Myotis daubentonii (Daubenton's bat) is the source of this 1102-nucleotide messenger RNA. Its product is annotated as heterogeneous nuclear ribonucleoprotein A0-like. Gene Ontology annotation, biological process: mRNA splicing, via spliceosome. Gene Ontology annotation, cellular component: catalytic step 2 spliceosome. NCBI's taxonomy places the organism in Eukaryota, Metazoa, Chordata, Mammalia, Chiroptera, Vespertilionidae. Gene Ontology annotation, molecular function: mRNA 3'-UTR binding. The record is from RefSeq and is a predicted model, not a curated record.
CCGUCCCUCUUUCCCUUCCCUGUCUGUGAUCGGCGGUGGCGGCUCCAGCAACGGCUGGGCCCCAUCUGUGAAGAGGCCUUGGCCAACGAUAACGGGGACACCUCGGAGCUCGCAGGGCGGGGGGAAGGCCCGGGCCUUGGAGAUGGAGAAUUCCCAGUUGUGUAAGCUGUUCAUCGGCGGCCUCAAGGUGCAGACGAGUGAGUCGGGCCUGCGCGGCCACUUUGAGGCCUUUGGGACCCUGACGGACUGCGUGGUGGUGGUGAACCCCCAGACCAAGCGCUCCCGUGGCUUCGGCUUCGUGACCUACUCCAGCGUGGAGGAGGCCGAUGCCGCCAUGGCCGCCUCUCCCCAUGCCGUAGACGGCAACACGGUGGAGCUGAAGCGGGCGGUGUCCCGGGAGGAUUCGGCGCGGCCCGGUGCCCACGCCAAGGUGAAGAAGCUCUUUGUCGGGGGCCUGACAGGAGACGUGGCCGAGGGCGACCUGAUGGAGCACUUCUCGCGGUUCGGCACCGUGGAGAAAGCCGAGAUCAUUGCCGACAGGCGGUCCGGCGAGCCGCGCGGCUUCGGCUUCGUGUACUUCCGGAAUCACGACGCGGCGGACAAGGCCGCAGUGGUCAAGUUCCAUCCGAUCCAGGGCCAUCGCGUGGAGGUGAAAAAGGCCGUCCCCAAGGAGGAGAUCCACUCCGGCGGGGGCGGCUCCCGGUCGGGCCGAGGUGGCCGGGGCGGCGGCGGUCGCGAUCAGAACGGCCUGUCGAAGGGCGGCGGCGGCGGCUACAACAGGUACGGUGGUUACGGCGGCGCCUACAACAGGUACGGUGGUUACGGCGGCGCCUACAACAGCUACGGUGGUUACGGCGGCGGCUACAACAGGUAUGGUGGUUACGGCGGCGGCUACGAUGCCUACGGAGGCGGCGGCGGCGGCGGUUCGUCCUACGGCGGAAGCGACUACGGUGGCGGCUUCGGCAGCUACAAUCAGCACCAGUCCGCCUACGGGCCCAUGGAGAGCGGUGGCCGAGGCAGCAGCUGGGGCGGUCGCAGUAACAGCGCACCUUACAGAGGUGGCUAUGGCGGUGCGGGUGGUUAUGGAGGCAGUUCCUUCUAA